GGACGACAAAGAUAUCAAUACUCCCUCCUGGUCGCCUGAGGCAUUCUAGAAUUCACGCAGAGAGAACCGGCAAUUGUCAAUGUUUCAACAGACGAGCUGUUUCCGGAUACCUGCGUCAGCGUCCCUGUAUCUUUCAAUGAACGCACGGCUCAAAACUGAUCCUCGCAGCGGAACAAGGGAACACCAUCGCGAGUCAAAGACAGAUGUGCUUCCGAAGCCCUCAGUGGGUGUCUACAAGACCUCUCGUCUAGGGCGUCACCUCGUACCAAUGGCUACGACCUCCCCAAGUGACAAUUGUCCGAACUGUGCGGCGGCCGUCCCAACCUUUCGGAAGCUCACGCCCCUGUCCAGCAAUCGGGUCAUACUACCUACUUCCCCUAGAGGUUCCGCGGCGGCCCUAAACGCCCAAAUUCCUCCGGGUGUACUAAGAAUACGGGAGUUAGGGGAUACUGCAUCGAGGCGACGGCGUGCAGACCCACGAAGUCAGGAUCAUCAUCCGACUAGCGGUGUGUGCCGCACAUGCGGUUGACAGAAUGCAUGUCGAAGCUGGAGCAGCCUAACUAC
Westerdykella ornata is the source of this 564-nucleotide messenger RNA. RefSeq lists its product as uncharacterized. Bases 80 to 529 code for a protein of 149 amino acids. The transcript has 2 exons. NCBI's taxonomy places the organism in Eukaryota, Fungi, Ascomycota, Dothideomycetes, Pleosporales, Sporormiaceae. The record is from RefSeq and is a predicted model, not a curated record.